GUCAAAGCGGGAAGUUCUUUUUUGGACGGAGGGAGUAUUUUGAUCAUUUAUAUAAGGGGACAGAACGUCGUACACCCACGUUGAGGCACGUUCUUGGAGGGUGGGAGUUAAUUAAUAAAAUUUUAUUAAUUUAAUUUAUAAAAUAUAUACUAAAAAGUUAAAACUAAAAAAAGAUUUGAAACCCCAACAAUUUGAAGGUACUCCAAAUCCGUUUCAAAUGAAACUCUGUGAUGUUAGUGAGAGGGUUAAACCUGAUGUGGAGCGCGACUUCACACCAUUUGCAGUGCUCUUACACAGACGGACAUUCUUAGCCUGCGCGGCCCAAUCUGUCCACCGUUUAUGCUCAAAUAAAACCGAGAUCUGCUCCACUCCGCCUUCUCUCCCUUCCCGUCGGCCGUCACUUCCAUCGCUCACCGGUCUUCGGAAGGCGUCGUUCAAGAAGUUGGGGAAAAAAGCAAAUCCUAGCGGUCUAGAGGAAAGAGGAGGGGGUGAAAAAAAUGGCCAGAGCUGGGGGGAUAACGAACGCGGUAAAUGUGGGAAUAGCGGUGCAGGCGGACUGGGAGAACCGCGAAUUCAUCUCUAACAUCUCCCUCAAUGUCCGCCGCCUCUUUGACUUCCUCAUCCAAUUCGAGGCGACGACGAAGAGUAAACUGGCCUCUCUCAAUGAGAAGCUUGAUACCUUGGAGCGCCGGCUAGAGCUGCUCGAAGUUCAAGUCAGCACGGCCACCGCGAACCCUGCUCUCUUCAACACAUGAUCAAGAAUCAUAUUCCCCCUGAUGGGUUUGUACUGUAAGGUUCAGAGUUAUUCAUUUCUGCCCUCUUAUGUAUCUAUAUGUUCAUCCUAGGUGAGAAUUAGUUAGGUGUUGUAGAAAUGAAGUGUUUUUGUUUUCUACUAAUAAAUUGUCAUUGAAUCUGUUGUUCUGUUAGAGCCUUUCUGAUGAAUGCUUGAAGACUUGUUUAAAUUUUCGUUUAUGAUAAGAGGAAACCAUUCAUGAUUCAUGGACUCACAGUGCAGGAGUUUCUUCUAUGAAAAUGAGUAAAACAAAGGAUUUCCU
Cuscuta campestris is the source of this 1055-nucleotide messenger RNA. The record is from the annotation of a GenBank genome assembly. NCBI's taxonomy places the organism in Eukaryota, Viridiplantae, Streptophyta, Magnoliopsida, Solanales, Convolvulaceae.